UAUAAUGGACACCAACACCAUUACUGAGCCUCCAGAAUUUAUUGAAAUUGAUAACGAAAAAAUAGCUACUCGACAUCGGGAUGGGAAUAAUCCAGAUGUAUUUUGGUUAGGUGGUUAUCGUUCUAAUAUGUUAGGCACAAAAGCACAGGCUGUAGAUGGAUGGACUGAGAAAAAGAAUAUUUCUUAUACUCGACAUGAUUAUUCGGGUCACGGCGAGUCUACAGGAAAAUAUUUCGAAGGAACCAUCUCCAAAUGGCUGGCACAAAGUUUAACAGUUUUUCGACGUUAUGCUAAAAAUAAUCGUCAAAUAUUAAUUGGUUCUUCCUUAGGUGGAUGGAUUGCUCUUAGAAUGGUUAAAGAAUUAAAUAAGCAGCCUCCUUUUCCAAUUGCUGGUUUAUUGUUAAUCGCUCCAGCUCCAGAUUUCACUAAAGAAUUAAUUGAGCCUAGACUUACUGAAGCAGAUAAAGAACAGCUGAAGACUAAAGGUUAUUUUGAAGAGAAGUCUCCCUAUUUUGAAACAAAUAUUUGGCAACGAGAGACGCUUGAAGAUGGAGAGAAAAAUAAUUUGGUUUUAACACCUGAUUUCGAUCCAAAUUGUCCUGUUCACAUAAUUUAUGGCUUGAAAGAUGACGCCGUUCCAAUGAAAUUAAUUGAUAAAUUGGUUAGUGUAUUGCCGAAGGAACGUGUUGUUAAAACAAUUAUUAAUGACGGGGAUCAUCAGUUAUCUCGUCCAGAGGAUAUCGAAGUGAUUUUGCGUUCUUUAGACGAUUUGAUUAAUAUCAACGAGAAAGCGCUUUAA
Messenger RNA from Meloidogyne enterolobii, 799 nucleotides. NCBI's taxonomy places the organism in Eukaryota, Metazoa, Nematoda, Chromadorea, Rhabditida, Meloidogynidae. The record is from the annotation of a GenBank genome assembly.